AUGUUCACCAUCAGUGAUGUGAGCAAGAAGGAUGCAGGAAGAUACAGCUGCAGUUACACCUCAGUGAGGCAACCAUAUCUCCUGUCUGAGCCAAGUAACCCUGUGGAGUUGUUGUUAACAGGUAAAGGGGCUGACUCCACAUGGACUCAUGUCGACCACAAGCCUUAAGGUUUGGAGUUUAGCUGGAGAGUCUGCUUGAUUUUUAGAAUAUAACUGGGGAGCUCUUUGGAGAGGAGAACUGUAGGGAGCGAUCAGUGGGUGGUGUCUCUCUGAGGAACCAGUUCCUACAUUGGAGGAAAUGGGGAAUAAUUAAACAUUUCCCGGCUUGUUAUUUGUGAAAGAGGGGUAGGGGUGGAGAGGAAAAGAGAGAGCCUAAUUUGAUGAGCUUCAACAGGGUCAGGCUGCAUAACCUGAGCGUUUUGGGGUUGAAGUACAGUAGCAAAAGGGAAAAAAUUGAAAAGCUUGCCCCAAAAGAUGGUCAGUUGGAGACUAUGUAUCUGGAGGGCCUCAGGUUCCUAAUCUCUGCCUCACGGUAAAGAAGGAAACACCUGAUGCAGGUCCCUGCUAUGCAGAAGAGGACAAGACCUAGUCCUGCAAUGGUUAUCAUCUCACCUUUUGUUCCUUCUCUGCCCAGAUCCCCAGUUACCCAGACCUAUCAUCUCCAUCUCAUCAAGGAAGCCCUUUAGUGUUGGGAAAGAUGUCACGAUCGUGUGUGAAAUUGCAGAGGGACCUGCCACUGUCUAUCUCCAUAAGGCUGGAGAAUUAAGAAAAUGGGCCCGGGAUUCUUAUGCAAAUGUGACUGAAUUUUACUUUAGGAAAAUUACCAUGAAGGAUAAAGGGAACUAUAGCUGCUGCUGGGCAAAAUUAAGAAGUCCAUUUCUGGUGUCAAAUCGCAGCCAUCUCUUGGAGCUUUCAGUAUUAGGUGCAGUAUCUGUUUUACUUUACUCCCCCCCCCCCAUCCCACUGCUUUGUUUACUUUUUUGUUUGUUUGUUUUAAACAAAUAGAGGUCAUGGUCUGCACUAUGUCUUGGCCCAGUUAUGAACUGAGGCAGUCCCAUGCUGCCAGAGGCCUUCCAGUCAACCUUCCCCAACUAAAAUUCUUAUCACCCCUGACAGUUGGUUAUGGCAAUGCAGUCAACAAACGUUCCUCUCUGGACUUUCUGUUCUGCAGUGAACCUGGCAAGUCACCCUCUUGGUUGCUCCCGUGUCUAGGAGGGGUUCCAGAUUAAUGGGGGGGUAAGGGGCAUGCCUCCCCAUAUCUUUCAAGGGUGUCAAAAAGGCACAACCUGUGGUUGUCCGUUGAUGCCUUUUUUGUUUGUUUGUUUAUGGGAGGGGUUGGAAAUCCCCUUGGCACCUGCUGAAGCCCACAACCCCUGCAGAGGAUCCAUUGACAACCCCUGAAGUCUCUUGUCCUGGCCAGAGGCGAAGCUAGCUGGUCCGGCACCCGGAGGCUGUGCUUCCGGGGACAGGGCUAGCCACCCAUGGGGAUGGGGCUAGCCACCCGUGAUGUGCGGCGAGCGUUGCAGGGGGGCGCUGCCUGUAGUGAGCAUCCCAGGGGGGUGGCGCAGCAAUCUCAACCCCCUCAGGGAUGACACCCGGGGUGGGCCGCACCUACCGUACCCUCCUUCCUCCACUGCUGUUCCUGGCUGCUCUUUCUUGUCACUGUAUGGUUCACCCUCCUUCUCUGAGCAUGCAAGCAGUGGCGAGAGUGAUUAGAGGGAGCAGCAGCCUUAACCUGCCUCUGGGUGUCUGUGUUGACUGGGUCAAGAGUGUAAGGGCAUGUGAAUGGGCAGAGGGGCUGCAAGCAAGGAGAAGGUCAAUCCCUUCUGCAAGUGAUCUCAUUGACAGAAUCUUGUUCAAGGGUUCUCCAAAAGCCCAGAACAAUCAAUGAAUUUGGUGGUGGUGACAGCUUGAGUGGGAGGUUCUCAAGGAAGCAGACUCUUCCCUCUCUUCUAACUGCUCCCCCCCUUUUCUUCAGAUGACGCUUCACUGAAUCAAAUAAGCAAUUAUGCUCAAAUCAAUCAAAGUCUUGUUGUAGUCUCAGGAAUACUUGUGUUUCUGGUCUUCCUUCUUCUGUCAGCUGCCUUUUUUUGGUUCAAGGGAAAAAGCAACUGUACGUAUGUCCUCCUGGUGAGAAGGUUCAUAAGGCUCAUGUGGGAGGCCAAGGGGUCUUAGUAAAAUCUCUCAUGGAUUUGUUUCCCUUACCGCAGGUGUACUGAAGCCCACAGUCCAAGAUUCUAGCACACUGUGUGCUAAUUCCCUGCAGGUGGCCAAGAGGGAGGAAAAUGGGGGGGGGGUGGAAGAAAGAGAAGGGAAAGGGAGUGACUUCACAAAAAAAUCUGGCUUUGGUCCUACUCACUGAUGGUAUGUGGUUCUCAUAGAUUAUUCCUGAGGCAAUGUGGCCCUUAAGUAGGAAAUUGUGGGGGAAUGGAGGGGAAGCUAAUAGAUGAGAAGUUUUGUAAAGGGAGGAGAGGUCCUUAGAAUGGGAUCUUUCCAAGUCAAAUCUGUACCCCGUGAAUUUUGCAAAAGCAAAACACCCCUAUAUUCUGAAUUGAGAGGAGUUGGUUUUGCUCAUCACUUGUAUGUUUAUGGGCUUGGGAAAGGGCUUUCUUCCCGUUGUUUCUCAUUUUGGUUUGUUUAUUUUUUAAAGCAAUACAACAAGCAACACAAAGCAGGUAAGAGAUCCCAGCUCUUUACUUCACACUGCACUUGAUGCUGAAAAAAUGAUACUGAUCUUGAAGUGAAGAAGGUUUUUCUUUGGAUUAGGCCAGGUUGAAGAGCAACCAAGGAUCAGUGAAUCUGUCCUUUUUGCUUUCUCUCCAUUUCUCCUUUUUCCAAUUCAGUUCUUCACAUUUCCACAUUGGCUUGUGAUUGUCCUCACGAAAAUUCACUAGCAUUUAGGCUGCCUGUGUUUGUCUGCAAUUUUGCCUAAUAACAACGUUUAUGCAACUCCCCCCCCCACACAAUUCAUUACAGUGGUACCUCUGGAUACCACCCUAAGGUCUAGGUCAGGGGUUGUCAACCUGGUUCCUACCGCCCACUAGUGGGCGUUUCAGGAUUCUAGGUGGGCGGUGGGGGUUCUACGGCACAAGCUGAAUCCUCCUUCCAUCAAGAACAGGUGGGCGGUAAGGAAAUUUUACCAUCAAAAAAGAUGCAUUAUGGGCAGUAGGUAUAAAAAGGUUGACUAUCUCUGGUCUAGGUAGAGACUGGCUGGGGAGCUAUGACCCUUAAGUUCCUUUACAAGUGCAUCUCAUUCUAAGUAUGGUUUGUGACAUCUGAGCAAAGGACUGCUAGAUUCUCCAGGAAUGAGGUUGGUUGGUUAGACUUUGGAAGAUGGGACUCUUGUACAGUGAUACCUCGGGUUAAGUACUUAAUUCGUUCUUGAGGUCCGUACUUAUUUCCCCCCCCCCCAAAUAAUUUUUAUUAACAGGCCAAUCAAAUCACAUUAAUUCCAAAUCACAUUAAUUCCAAAUUACACAGCCAAAUUUUAAAAGGGACACGACAAGGUUGCCCAAUCUCCCCAUUGCUUUUUAUAUCGGUCCUGGAGGUUUUGCUGAAUAUGAUAAGAAGGGACCAGUUGGUUAAAGGUAUACAGGUCGGAGCUAAACAGUACAAACUGAGAGCAUUUGCAGAUGACUUAGUACUGACAUUACAGGAGCCAGAAUCUAGUACCAAAAGGGUUUUAGAACUGAUUCAAGAAUUUGGUCAAGUUGCAGGGUUUAAAUUGAAUAAGUUAAAAACUAAGGUUUUAGAGAAAAAUUUAACACCAAUGGAGAGAGAGAGGUUUCAGAAUGAGACAGGUUUAACAGUGGUUAAGAAAGUUAAAUACCUGGGGAUUAACAUGACAGCAAAAAAUGGGAACUUAUUUAAAGAUAAUUAUGAAAAAUGCUGGGCUGAAGUGAAAAAAGAUCUAGAAAUUUGGUCAAAUUUGAAGCUUUCACUGCUGGGUCGUAUUGCUGCGGUAAAAAUGAAUGUAUUGCCUAGAAUGUUGUUUUUGUUUCAAACAUUGCAAAUUGUGGACAAAAUGGACUGUUUCAAGAGGUGGCAGAGAGAUAUUUCUAGAUUUGUCUGGCAGGGCAAGAAGCCCAGAAUAAAAUUUAAAAUAUUAACAGAUGCAAAGGAAAGAGGUGGAUUUGCCCUGCCAGACCUCAAACUUUAUUAUGAAUCAGCAGCUUUUUGCUGGUUGAAAGAAUGGCUGCUUCUUGAAAACACUGACAUUUUGGAUCUAGAAGGUUUUAACAAUGUAUUUGGUUGGCAUGCAUAUCUGUGGUAUGAUAAGGUCAAAGCACAUAAAGCAUUUAAAAACCAUAUUGUCAGGAAAGCAUUGUUUAAUGUUUGGAUAAGAUAUAAGGAUUUAUUGGAAAAUAAAACCCCAAGGUGGCUGUCACCGAUGGAAGCGAAAGCUCUGAAAAGCUCAAUAUGGAGGUCAAAUGGCCGAAAUAUUGGGAAAUUUUGGAACAAGAUGGAGAUAGAUUGAAACUGCAGAGCUUUGAAAAAUUAAAAACAAAGUGCGAGACUGGCUUCAUUAUUAUCAGAUAAUGGAGGCAUACAAUUUGGACAAGAAAAUCGGCUUCCAGGUGGAAAAAUCAAAAUUAGAAACAGAAUUGUUAGAACCCAAAACUAAGAUUUUAUCAAAGAUGUAUAACUUGCUGUUGAAAUGGAAUACUCAGGAUGAAACGGUGAAAUCUGCUAUGAUUAAAUGGGCACAAGACGUUGGACAUAACAUAAUGAUGGCUGACUGGGAACAGUUGUGGACCACAGGUAUGAAGUUUACGGCAUGUAAUGCCUUAAGAGAGAAUAUUAUGAAAAUGAUAUACAGGUGGUACAUAACCCCAGUCAAGCUUGCAAAAAUCUACCAUUUGCCCGAUAAUAAAUGUUGGAAAUGUAAAGAAACUGAAGGUACAUUCUUUCACCUUUGGUGGACGUGCCCAAGGAUUAAGGUUUUCUGGGAGAUGAUUUAUAAUGAAUUAAAAAGGUAUUUAAAUAUACCUUCUUGAAGAAACCAGAGGCCUUUCUCCUGGGCAUAGUCGGCCAAUCGGUGUUAAAGAAGGACAGAACUUUCUUUAUGUAUGCUACAACAGCAGCAAGAAUACUUAUUGCAAAGCAUUGGAAGACACAAGACUUACCCACACUGGAGGAAUGGCAGAUGAAAUUGAUGGACUACAUGGAAUUGGCGGAAAUGACUGGCAGAAUCCGAGACCAGGGAGAAGAGUCGGUGGAAGAAGAUUGGAAGAAAUUUAAAGACUAUUUACAGAAAUAUUGCAAAAUUAAUGAAUGUUAGAAUGAUGUUGGAUUGAAGUUAAGUGGUUUCUAGCUGUAAUGGUAUAAAAGAAUAUGGAAAAAUUGGAUUUUAAAUACGUAAAAACCUAAUGCUAUAAUAUAUUAAGAUUAAAGAUCAGGAUUAAAAAGGAGGGAAAGCAAUUGCUGAACUAAUAAAUUGAACUGGAAUACAAAAAAGGGAGGUAUGAGGAGGUCCGGGAAACAAGUAAAUGAAAGAGAAGUGAUGAAAAGAUGGAAUUGUUUUUAAUUGUUCUUUUUUGUAUUUUGUAUUUUUCUUUUUUCUAUUUUUCUUUUUCUUAAACUUUAAUAAAUAUCAUUUUAAAAAAUAAAAUAAAAUUUUUGUUGGGGGUACCCAUGCUUCGAGUUCAGAAAGGGAUCCAAACAUCUCUCUUGCUGCUGCUUUAAUAUUCACAGUUCUGUCCAAAUAAUAUUCACAGUUCUAUUCAAUCUUAACCUGAAGCACUAUUUCUGGGUUAGCGGAAUCUGUAACCUGAAGCAUAUGUAACCUGAAGUGUAUGUAACCCAAGGUACCACUGUAUUCUCUGGGAGAAAAGCGAUGCGAAGUGGGUUUUUUAAAGUCACACAAAGAACUCCUUAUUUGCACAGUCUUUUUAAAUUUUAGAUGAUGUGUGUGUGCAUGAAAUUUUGUCCAGUUGGCUUUUUAAUGGUUUGUAGUAUUAGUACAGUAAUAAUAAUAAUAAUAAUAAUAAUAAUAAUAAUAAUAAUAGAUUUAUUAUUUCUACCCCGCCCAUCUGGCUGGGUUUCCCCAGCCACUCCGUUUGGCUUUCAUAAUUGCCUCUCUUCUUAUUGUGCUGACAGUGUAUGCUGAGAGCCACCAUUACUGACUUUUAUUGGAAAAGGGACAAUGGCUUUUGACCAUCAGUGUAGGGCAGAUUUAGUGAAAAAAGACUGUAGGGGCUGGGGAUUUAAACAAUAUUUCAUAGUAAGUUUUUUUCUUUCCUCCCUUCGUUAGUGAUGAACCAUCCUUCAGAGUAAUGAAGAGGCAUCGGGUGUCAACUCCUGCCAGUAAGUAACUGUGUGUGAGUCGCCUGAAGGGGGGAAAGAAUUGCUGUGUGUGGUAGAUAGAAUCUAGUAAGUAAAUGGCAUUUUUGGAGGAUGGGUUUGAUUUAGAAGUGAAGUAUCUUCCAUUUCACACUGUCAGUGCAAAGUAUAUUGCUCCCUGUGUGUUUGAAUGUUACAUUUGUUCACAGCAUUGAAUUUUUAUGAAAGGGAACAUAAGCACAUUUUAACUUGAGCCAGCCAUUCAGUCCAGAUGUUUCAACCUCCUCACACUUAUUAAUAUGGGAUGCACAUCACUACAGUACUGAAGGGUUUAAUUUGCUUUCCCCAGCAAGCAUGAUGUUUAAGUUCAAAGGCUCAAAGAGUAAAAAUUGCAUGUAAGAGAACUUAAAGAUGAACUAGAAAGGUUUUCAAAGUUCUAGUCUAAAAUGAACUUAAUUCACAUUCAAUUUACCUGGCUAUUAUGGGGAACUACUUUCAGGUGAGGAGGGACGCAGGUGGCGCUGUGGUCUAAACCACUGAGCCUCUUGGGCUUGCCGAUCAGAAGGUCGGUGGUUCGAAUCCCCACGAUGGGGUGAGCUCCUGUUGCUCAGUCCCAGUUCCUGCCAACCUAGCAGUUCGAGAGCACAUAAAAGUGCAAGUAGAUAAAUAGGAACCGCUCUGGGGGGAAGGUAAACGGCCUUUCUGUGCACUGCUCUGGUUUCAGUGCUCUGUUGCACCAGAAGCGGCUUAGUUAUGCUGGCCACAUGACCUAGAAAAACUGUCUGUGGACAAACGCCGGCUCCCUCGGCCUGUAAAGCGAGAUGAGCGCCGCAACCCCAGAGUCAUCUGCCACUGGACUUAACUGUCAGGGGUCCUUUACCUUUACUUUCAGGUGAGGUUCAGAGACUUUUGAACUAAUUCAGUGAAUUUCAUUAAGCCAGACUAGUUCAUUCCAAGCAGUGGGCCGAGCUAGCUUAAUGUUUUGAAAACUCACACUGAAUAUCUUUCAUCUGCAGGCACCUUAGCAGUUGGAUGGACCCGGAUACAUAAACAAGUAAGUUUUUACUGAAGAUUAAAGGUAAAGGUAAAGGGACCCCUGACCAUUAGGUCCAGUCGUGUCCGACUCUGGGGUUGCAGCGCUCAUCUCACUUUACAGGCCGAGGGAGCCGGCGUUUGUCCACAGACAGCUUUCCGGGUCAUGUGGUCAGCAUGACUAAGCCGCUUCUGGCAAACCAGAGCAGUGCACGGAAACACCGUUUACCUUCCCGCUGGAGCAGUACCUAUUUAUCUACUUGCACCUUGAUGUGCUUUUGAACUGCUAGGUUGGCAGAAGCAGGGACCGAACAACGGGAGCUCACCCCGUUGCGGGGAUUCGAACCGCCGACCUUCUGAUCGGCAAGUCCUAGGCUCUGUAAUGCAUAUGCUAUCAAACUAGAGUUGCCAAUGAAUUUCAAGCAGGAGCUGAACAUGUGAACUUCUCAGCUCAAAAAGGAGCCACACUUGAAUUGGGCCUAGACUCAGACCCAGUUGAAUCUGGACACACAGCUAAAAAUGGAAAUUGCUCACUAGCAGCACAAUCUGUUGCUAACCCUCCCUGCCCGCCCUUCACAUGUAAGAAACACAACCCUUCGAAUGUGGAGGCAGAAUAAAUAAACAAUAACAAGCAGGGCUCAGCAUGGCUGCCCAAGUCCUGAACUUGACAUAAUGUGUCAUUUCCUACUGGAAUCAUGGGAGUUGUAGUGUUCUGUACUCAGAGAAACUACAAAGUACAAAUCUCACAAUAAUCUCAGGAAAUGAUGCUCCCAAAUUAAUCAAACCCCAAAGGAACGAGGAAUCGGCCUUCUCCGUUGGUAACACUUAGGCUCUGGAAUUGCGUCCUAGAAAAACACACCACACCCAUUUACUGCUGGCUUUCCAGAGGACAACAGAUACUAUUUUAUCUCAGAGAGCUUGCGGGGGCGGAGAGGGAGGGGGCUAUCUGAGCCAUUGUAUCGAGAAUUCGUCACUCCUCACCGUUGGUUUUAUUGUGGUUUAAGUUUUUUAGAAUUGUGUAUGUUUCUGGUUGGUAUGUUAUAAGACACAUUGCAGGAGUUAGGUAUGGUGCGAAACAAAUUCUGUUAUAAAGAUGGGAUAUAAGUGUUUUAUAAAUAUGAAGUAGACUUAAAUAAUUGCAGUUAUAAAUAAAUAAAUAAAUAAAUAAAUAAAUAAAUAAAUGUAUGUGUGAGUGUGUGCAUGUGUGUAUAAGUAAGUUAUUAAGGCAGGGAUAUUCCAAAAAAAAAAUGGACACAUUUGAGACGGCUUGGCUCGCACAUAAAUCGGCUUCCGAACAGCGCAAACCUGGAAGUGUUCUGGUUUGUGAGCGUUUUUUGGAAGCCAAACAUCCAACACGGCUUCCGAUGCUUCCGAAUGAGUUCAGGAAGCUCCUGCAUCCAAUCGGAAGACACGCCUUGGUUUUUGAACCAUUUCGGGAGUUGAACGGACUCCAGAACGGAUUAAGUUUGAGAACCAAGGUGUCACCGUACUACUCUGCCAUCGUGAUGAAUGCUUUUCAUUUCCCUACAGCUUCCAAAGCACGAUGCCCCAACUGAGACUGAAGACAUCAUCUAUGCUGAUCUGAAGAGGGAAGCCCCACAUACUCAAGAGGAAGCCAGAUCUUAUGAUGGCUCUGAGGACUUAGUCUAUGCUGCAGUUUUCCAGCACAACUCAAAGGGAGUCCAGGCUCAGAUGGAAGAUAAAUAA
This is a messenger RNA of Podarcis lilfordi (Lilford's wall lizard), 9021 nucleotides long. NCBI's taxonomy places the organism in Eukaryota, Metazoa, Chordata, Lepidosauria, Squamata, Lacertidae. The record is from the annotation of a GenBank genome assembly.